AUGUACAAAGAGACUGAUAGUUUAUCGGAGGCAGCGACUUUACUGCAAGCUCUGGCAUGCUCUAGAGAUCCAGAGGUUAUUAGCCAUUUAAUGACGAUCUUAGAAGACAAGGACUCUUCAAAUCUGGAAGCACAGAAGCGUAGUGCUAUUUCAGCUGUGGCUACGAACAACGCAAUAACACCUUUAGUGUAUGAUGUUAUCAGAAACAAAUAUGACUAUGUGAAAGAUGG
Messenger RNA from Candidula unifasciata, 230 nucleotides. The record is from the annotation of a GenBank genome assembly. Lineage: Eukaryota; Metazoa; Mollusca; Gastropoda; Stylommatophora; Geomitridae.